AUGUCAGCCGAGGAAACCAAGCCAGCAACAACGGACGCUUCCGCCGCUCCAAAACCACCAACAUCAAACGUCUUUUCCAUGUUUGGAGCCAAGAAGGAGAAAAAGGAAGAACCAGCAGCUGAAACCGAAGCUAAGUCCAAGACCGAGUCCAAGACUGGGUCCACCACCGAGGCUGCCGCUGACGAGGAAGAUAAGGCCGACGAGGAAGAAGCCGACGUGGAAUUCACGCCCGUGAUCCAGCUCGACAAGAAAGUCGAGGUCAAGACCAACGAAGAAGACGAAGAAGUCGUAUACAAAGUGCGCGCUAAAUUGUUCAGAUUCCACGCAGACUCCAAAGAGUGGAAGGAGAGAGGCACGGGCGACGUCAAGUUUCUCAAGCAUGGCACCACGGGCAAGACUCGUAUCGUGAUGAGAAGAGACAAGACGUUGAAGAUAUGCGCCAACCAUUUGAUCUCCCCCGACUACGAAUUGAAGCCCAAUAUCGGCAGCGAUAGGUCCUGGGUCUAUAAUGUCACUGCUGACGUCAGUGAAGGCGAGCCGGAGGCGCAGACUUUGGCCAUCAGGUUUGGCAACAAGGAAAAUGCCGAUUUGUUCAAGGAGAACUUCGAUGAGGCCAAGAAGGGCAACGCCAAAAAGGAUUAG
Messenger RNA from Lodderomyces beijingensis, 642 nucleotides. NCBI's taxonomy places the organism in Eukaryota, Fungi, Ascomycota, Pichiomycetes, Serinales, Debaryomycetaceae. The record is from the annotation of a GenBank genome assembly.